This is a messenger RNA of Guillardia theta CCMP2712, 1753 nucleotides long. RefSeq lists its product as hypothetical. Gene Ontology annotation, cellular component: cytoplasm. Gene Ontology annotation, biological process: carboxylic acid metabolic process. Lineage: Eukaryota; Cryptophyceae; Pyrenomonadales; Geminigeraceae. Gene Ontology annotation, molecular function: pyridoxal phosphate binding; carboxy-lyase activity. The coding region runs from base 125 to 1753 and encodes 542 amino acids. The transcript has 9 exons. The record is from RefSeq and is a predicted model, not a curated record.
AGGAGCGAAGGGACGGAGACUGAUUCAUUCCAAUGCUGCGAUACAAUCUGCGGGUGAAACUGUUCUGUGAUAUGUGACCCAAAGUCUGGGACGACCCCUUCACCGCCCUCAUUCGUUAAUCGCCAUGGUGCCCCCCGCCUUGCAUGAAGGGUUCUGCAGCCCUCGAGGCAGGACUUGUUGCUCUCAGGUGGGACACGUGGAGUUGUUGGAGAGCUGGGAAACGCAGGGGAACAAGCUGAGAUGCGAGCAAGACCUCCUGCUGGCCAAGGUUCCCUCUCGCUUCCACCACCUUGAGGAAGUGGCCGAGCUGGAUGAUAUCUUCAGGGAGGUGUAUCCUCUGAUCCGGCAGUACGAGACGGAGAACGCGCUAGCAGACGAGCACAAGGUGCUGGAGUUCAGGACGCCAGCGGAGCUGAAGGAGGAGGUGGACGUGGGGCUGCCUGAGGAGGGAUCUGUGGAGAAAUUUGUCGAGGGAUGCAGAAGCUCUAUGAAGUACAGCGUCCGAACGAGUCACCCGCGCUUCAUGAACCAGCUCUAUGCUGGCAGCGACCCGGCAGGGCAGGUGGCAGAGCUGCUCAGUGCUGUGCUGAACACCACCAUCCACACGUACGGGGCAGCUCCCUUCUUCUCCGUGCUGGAGCGGCAGGUGAUCGAGAAGCUGGGGAGGAUGCUGGGGUUUCAGGAGCAUGUCGACGGCGUCUUUGCCCCCGGAGGCUCGUACGCGAACAUGGUGGCGCUGAUAGUUGCGAGGAACCAGCACUUCCCUCAUGUGCGGGAGCAUGGCUGGAGGAGCGACGACAAACCUGUUAUCUUCACUUCUUCCCAUGCUCACUACUCUGUCGCCAAGGCUGCCAUGAUCACGGGGAUGGGGUCGAAUCAAGUGGUCGCUGUGCCUACGGACGAGCAGGGAAGAAUGCAGCCUGCAGCGCUGGAGGAGGAGAUUAUGCGAGCAAAGGAGAGCGGACGGAAGCCUUUCUACGUGAGCUGCACGGCAGGGACGACAGUGACUGGGGCGUUUGACCCGAUUGACGAGAUCUGUCAGAUAUGUAGAAGGCAUGAGAUGUGGCUGCACACGGAUGGCGCGUGGGGAGGAGCUGCAAUAUUCUCGGAGGAGCACAGAAAUCUUCUACGAGGAGUUGAGGGCGUCGAUAGCUUCUGCUUGAAUCCGCACAAGAUGCUGGGGGUCCCGAUGCAGUGCUCCGUGCUCAUCCUCAACAACCACGAGGGGCGCUCGAGAGGAGCAACAGAGGAAGAGAGCUUGGAUCUCGGGCAGAAGUCGCUGCAGUGCGGAAGGAAACCUGAUUGCCUAAAGCUCUGGCUCUGCUGGAAGCGACAUGGAACCCGCGGGUUUGCAAGGAGGGUAGAUCGCGCGUAUACCUUCUCGCAGAAGUUCGCAGAAAUGGUCAGAAGGGACCCCAGGUUCUACCUGCUGAUGGACCCGAUCUCCUGCAACGUCUGCUUCUUCUACCUCCCUCCCUCCCUCCGGCAGCAGCUGGUGGACAGAAACCUCAACGACUUGGAAAAGGAGGAGGCGCAGCGGCAGCUCAAGGAGUUCCAUGCUCGACUCGGUCAGGUUACUCAGAUCAUCUACAGGAGGAUGCAGAAAGACGGCAAGAUGCUCAUCAACUUCAGCCCUCUUAAAGACAGAGAUCUGCCUCACUUCUUCCGAGCCGUCAUGAUCCAGCAGAGAGUAACGGAAGACGAUCUUGUUUUCAUCCUCGAUCAUUUUGAACAUCUGGGAAAGGACCUCUAG